ACACUGUAUAGGCUUUAGCCUGCCAUCCAGCCAUGUUAAUUUUAAUUCGGAGGUUUUGCCAACGUUUGGACCAGUUUGGACCUUGUCGUGUGUGAUUUCGGUAGAUCUGAGCUGUACUUAAAUUUAAGUCAAUUUGGUUUCAAUUAACGGCACUUUUCUUACUGUUCAGUUGAACGCUGUACGUGACUUGACUUUAUAGGGGAAGUAAUAGCUGGGCCGGCUUGUACCGAUCGCAAGGACACAAAAGCAAGAAAGGAAUACCUCAAUGAGUUGUAUGCCAAGCACCAGCUUUUUAUGAGGAUUAUCAAUAAACUGCCAACGGAUAUUAUAUAGCGAUUUAAUUCUUCCCGAAUUUGUUUCAUCAUCCUUAACGAUGAUAAACACCGGAAAAUUAGCCGGCUGUACUAUUUUCAUCACUGGAGCUUCCAGAGGUAUAGGGAAGAGCAUAGCUUUGAAAGCCGCAAAAGAUGGAGCAAAUAUUGUUAUUGCAGCCAAAACCGCUGAACCACAUCCAAAACUUCCAGGAACGAUUUAUACUGCUGCUCAGGAAAUUGAAAAAAUUGGAGGACGCGCGCUUCCGUGCAUCGUUGACGUGCGAGAUGAAGCACAAGUCAAAUCUGCAGUGGAUAAUGCCGUGAAAAAAUUUGGAGGGAUUGAUAUUCUCGUGAAUAAUGCGAGUGCCAUUUCAUUGACAGGUACGCUGGCUACUGAUAUGAAACGGUAUGAUCUUAUGAACAGCAUCAAUGCCAGAGGAACUUUCCUUGUAUCCAAGAUGUGUUUGCCGUAUCUUCUGAAAAGCAAAAACCCUCACAUAGUUAACUUGAGUCCUCCAUUAAAUAUGAAUCCUAUGUGGUUUAGAAACCACGUUGCAUACACAAUUGCAAAGUAUGGCAUGUCAAUGUGCGUUCUUGGCAUGUCUGAAGAAUUCAAAGAAGAGGGAGUCGCAGUAAAUGCUGUGUGGCCUAAGACGACAAUUCACACUGCUGCAAUUGAGAUGCUGCAUGGUUCCAGUGCAGCUGAUUUUAGUAGAAAACCCGAAAUUAUGGCAGAUGCUGUUUAUGCUUUGAUUUGCAAAGACAGCAGAUCUAUUACCGGCAACUUCUUUGUCGAUGAAGACUUUUUAAAAAAAGAAGGCAUCACUGACUUUUCUAUAUAUGCCUGUAAUCCGGCAAACGAGCAAAAUUUAUUGCAAGAUGCUUUCUUGGACAUUGAUGCUGCAGAAAUACAUUCAAGCGGAGAUAAGCGCCAGACUGGGAAAUUAACUGAUUUAUUCAGAGCUAUUGAAGGUAGUGUAAGUGCGGAACUUGUCAGCAAGACAGGAGCAAUAUAUCAGUUUAAUGUAAAAGGAGAUGAGGCUGGCGUUUGGUUCUUAGAUUUAAAAAAUGGAAAGGGUGCUGUUGGCAAGGGAGAGCCGAAUCAACCAGCUGAUGCAAUUCUUACUAUGGAUUCACAGAACUUCUUUGCUAUGUUCUCUGGGAAAAUAAAACCUGCCACUGCAUUUAUGACGGGGAAACUAAAAAUUACGGGUAAUUUGCAGAAGGCGAUGAAAUUAGAAAAGUUGAUGAUCAACUUAAAAUCUAAGAUUUAAUUCUUGUGAAACGGACAGUUUAAAUAAAUGAGGGCAUUAACUGUUGUAUAGUGCAUUUCAUAAAUUUAUCUUUUAUUGUCAACCAUUGUCAAAUAUACAAUGUAUGAAAGCCUAAAGCAUUUUAUCAAAAAUUUAGUUAAUUUAGCAUCAAAGACAGUUCAACUGAUAAACAAUACAUUGCUACGGAAAAUUCAAGAAUUCGUAGGGACGUGCAGUUGAGGAACUACUCCUAUUUUUAUAUUUUAUCUACUCUUUGUAAUAUAUGUAAAUUAUGUGUAUGUAAGUUUUUUACUGUAUGUAAUAUAUGUAAAUAUGUAUUAAUGUGGUGCCACAAUAAUGAAUUUUUACGGAUUGG
This is a messenger RNA of Belonocnema kinseyi, 1943 nucleotides long. It is a transcript of the gene Hsdl2, whose product is annotated as hydroxysteroid dehydrogenase-like protein 2. The transcript is spliced from 3 exons. The record is from RefSeq and is a predicted model, not a curated record. The coding region runs from base 374 to 1588 and encodes 404 amino acids. Gene Ontology annotation, cellular component: mitochondrion. Lineage: Eukaryota; Metazoa; Arthropoda; Insecta; Hymenoptera; Cynipidae.